Messenger RNA from Saccostrea echinata, 1623 nucleotides. RefSeq lists its product as uncharacterized. Lineage: Eukaryota; Metazoa; Mollusca; Bivalvia; Ostreida; Ostreidae. Gene Ontology annotation, molecular function: cysteine-type endopeptidase activity. The transcript is spliced from 6 exons. The record is from RefSeq and is a predicted model, not a curated record. Gene Ontology annotation, biological process: proteolysis. Bases 1 to 1623 code for a protein of 540 amino acids.
AUGGUUGUAUCUAUGGACAACAACACUCAGGAGAGUAUCAAAAGAUUAGCCAAAGAAACUGUGGACAAUUUCAACAAUCAGUAUUGUUGUAGUGCCUCUAAAGAUGAAGUAGAUACUGUUACCCCUGUACAGACUCCAAUACAGAGUAUAAAACCAAAGUUUCCAAAAGUUGAAUAUGUGGAAAAUUUAAAUCAAGAGAAAGCUUCAGAUUUGUCUACAAAACCAGGUGAAGAAGGAGAAAAUUCUGAGGAUUUUGACAUUGAAAUAAAUGCUGUCACAUCCGACUCUGAUGACAAAGUCGAAGAGGCUAAUACUUAUCCCCUUAAAAGACCAGGACUCUGUCUCUAUAUUGGUGUAUUUGAAUAUGAAACUAAGGAAGCUGGGGUAUCAUUAGAGAAAAGGCGUUUUUCAGUGAACGAAUUUAAAAUGAUGAGAAACUGUUUUGAAGAGCUAGGAUGUUUCGUAAAAAGGAAACUAAAUCCAACUGCUCAAGAAGCAGAACAAUUUUUACAAGAAGGAGUUAAAUGGUGUAAGAAGCUGAAGCCAAGCUACGUUGUACUGAUUAUCAGUACACAUGGACAGGAAGUACCCAUGGUUAUUCAAGAGGAUAACAAAGAGCCCCCUGAGCAGCACCCAUCUAGGAUCACAGGUCAAAAGAAACCUAAGACCGAAAUGGUACAUCAGUUGUUCUUCCAUGAUGGAAAGUCUCUUUUAACAAGAGACAUUAUCAGAAUGUUCGACCAGCACAAAUGUUCGGCUCUUAAAGGCAAACCCUGCUUUUUCUUCAUUCAGUCAUGCAGAAGCCGAUUUGGUUUAGAUGGACAUAAGAACUUUGAUCCCGGAGUGAUGGUCAAUGUGUUGACAGUAGAAAGAGAUAUAAGGGCUGGUAUAGAGAGCCCUGAUACUGUAGACGCCUCAAGAGGUACCUCACAUGAGGAUACAUCAGACGCCAAGAAAAGUACAACAAAGCUGACAAAGGAAGAUAAAGAGGCCAGAUUAAAGCAAAUCCAGGAGUGGAUUGAAGGGGAAAAUCUUCUCACAAAAAUUUUAGAUUACAAAACAUAUCUUGUGAAGAAUCCAACCAUCUCAACACAGGAAGCACCGAGAAGAGACGACAAGAUAGCCACCAAUUUAUCUGAGACUUUACUUGCUGAAGGCCUAAAAUUUGAUCAAGUGAAAGAACUUGGGGAAAAAUGUAAAGGAUUUGAACAAGAGAUUAUGGAUUUCUUUUUCCCAGAGCCUAUAAUAAGUGAUCCGCCCCCUUGUGUCAAUAAUGCUUUAGUCAUGUUUGCCUCUGCUCCAGGGAAGGAAGCUUAUAACAGAGCAAGUCAAGGAGGGUGGCUGAUCACAAAUCUAGAGACUCAGCUGAAAGAAACUUUGAGUACGGAUCCAGAAAAAAUUGAUUUACUGGCGGAGCUAACCAAGGUCUCUUGGAGAAUAGCUUAUAAAUACGAAACAGAUACAAACACAAUUGAAAGCAGUGGUCACAAGUCAGUACCCUGUCUGUAUCACAAGCUCAGCAGGGAUGUCAUUAUAUGGCCAGAGGAGAUAAAAAAUGCCAAAAAAUUUUGCAAGGAAGAUGAAAAAUUAAAGGACUUUUUAAAAUGGAUUGAGAACACUUAA